Molecule: messenger RNA, 378 nt
Organism: Lindgomyces ingoldianus
Lineage: Eukaryota; Fungi; Ascomycota; Dothideomycetes; Pleosporales; Lindgomycetaceae
Product: ankyrin
Exons: 2
Molecular function (GO): protein binding
Source: RefSeq, a predicted model, not a curated record
AUCGUGCAGUUCCUAGCUGAGAAGGGCGCCAACGCCAACGCACAAGGUGGAGAGUAUGGCAGCGCCCUGCAGGCAGCUUCAUGGAAUGGCCACUUAGACAUCGUGCGAUUCCUAGUCAAGAAGGGCUCCGACCCCAACGCGCAGUGCGGAAUUUGCGGCAACGCAUUACAGGCGGCUUCAUCAGCGGGUCGCUUAGACAUCAUGCAAUUCCUAAUUGAAAAGGGUGCCGAUGUCAACGCGCAGGGUGGGUACCACGGCAACGCACGGCAAGCGGCUUCAUACUGGGGUCAUUUAGACAUCGUGCAGUUCAUAGCCGAGAAGGGGGCUAACGUCAACGCGCAAGGCGGAAUAUGCGGCAACGCACUACAGGCGGCUUCA